AUGACCAUUAGCAGUACAACUUUUUCUCACAAAGAUGUCCACAAGUGCACAUGGAAAUCACCAAAUGGACAUACGUACAACCAAAUAGAUCAUGUACUCAUUGACCAUAGGUUCAGGUCUACUAUCUUGAAUCUAAAGAAGAUAUGCACAAAUAAUAAUAAUAAAAUGAUGAAAUUCGAUAUCACCAAACUUAUGCGAGAAGAAGAAAACCAAAAAUACAUUCAUGAAAUUGAGAAGGAGUUAGAAGCGGAUCAGGUAGGCGAAAAAAAUAUAGAACACAUGUGGAAAACGAUAAAAGAAGUCAUCAUAGCUGCCGCAAAGAAAAUAUUGGAAAAAUCUAGGCAUAAAUCAAAGAGUUGGUACAACGAUAAGUGCCGAAAAGAGAAAGGAGAGCUACUUAACGGUGAAAUGCCAGAGACGUCAGUUUCGAAAUGGAAAGAACAAAGAGCAGAGGCAGAACUCAAGGAGAUAACAUUCGAUGAAACAAUAAAGGCAAUAAACAAUUAA
This is a messenger RNA of Sipha flava (yellow sugarcane aphid), 507 nucleotides long. RefSeq lists its product as uncharacterized. The transcript has 3 exons. Bases 1 to 507 code for a protein of 168 amino acids. The record is from RefSeq and is a predicted model, not a curated record. NCBI's taxonomy places the organism in Eukaryota, Metazoa, Arthropoda, Insecta, Hemiptera, Aphididae.